This is a messenger RNA of Phaedon cochleariae (mustard beetle), 2358 nucleotides long. NCBI's taxonomy places the organism in Eukaryota, Metazoa, Arthropoda, Insecta, Coleoptera, Chrysomelidae. The record is from the annotation of a GenBank genome assembly.
AUGGAUGUGAUAAAAUGUGAUUGCAAGUUUUCAGCUAGCUUUAGAACAAGCCAAGUCAUGUCUGGUGGUGCAAACAGAAAAAAAGCCAGCCGUUCACAGGGCUGGGAAGAAGCCGGCUCAGAAUUUUAUCAGGAAAGUUACCCAAUCGAUGCCGACAUCGAAGUCCUACAGAAAGAUCCCAAACACUUGGCCACACUAUUGCCCAGCAAACAGAAUAGGACAGCUGCAGCAACUAUUCGACAUAGGACAAAUGACACCAGAACAAAUAACAGAACAGUACGUAGACGUACAGCCACGCACUCCAGAAGGGAUUCUACGGUUCAGCGUAGGGCUUCUGCUGCUGGUGAGGUGCAGGUGUCUAUGCUACCUGAUCUGUCAGAAAUGAGGACCAAUGAGCAGACUUCUUGGGAGGAAAUCAUGCAGAUCAAGACACUGCCAUUGCCCAUGAGGGAAAAGAAGGAAAUGAAAGCCAAAAUAUUGAAUGAACCCAACCUGCGUUUGCAGGGCUACGAGCAGUUCAACUGGAAGCGCCGGAAAAUGUGGGGCGUCCUGGAAUCCCGUCUACGGGAAUCCUUCAACGAAAUGGAGCUGUGGAAGGGGGCCCUCAAGCAUAUCGAAGGCAACUUCGGCACCGGCGUCGUCGCGUUCUUCCUCUUCCUCAAGUGGCUCUUCCUCCUAAACACGGUUAUAUUCUUCUUCUUAUUUUUGUUCAUCACCUUGCCCACCAUCUUGCUCGACUACGAACGCUUGGUCAACUGUCCCUACAACGCCACUUGUUGCGCCGAAGGCUAUUUCAACGAAACCCUUUCGGAAAACAAUGUUUUCCUGGAUUUGAUCCAAGGCACCGGGAUUCUCGAGAGAACCAUCUUGUUUUACGGGUUUUACAGUAACAAGACGCUUUCCUACAGCUUAGGGCUCUUGCAAAUGUACUACAACCUGCCAUUGGCUUAUCUCCUCAUAAUCAUCUUAUGUUUCGCAAUUUCCUUGGUAGCUAUCAUCAGAUCAGCUGCGAAAGGUUUCAGGGAAAGACUGAUUGAAGGAGAGGGGCAGUUUUACCAGUACUGCAACCUCGUUUUCGGAGGUUGGGACUUCUGCAUAGACAACGAAAAAGCCGCCAGGAUCAAGCACAAGGCCCUCUACAGCGAGAUCAGAGCCAACCUGGAGACAGAGAAGAUAAAAGAAGAGAAGCAGAGUCGUACGACCCAAGAAAAAUGCAGGAUCGUCUUCUGCAGGUUCAUCGUCAACACCGUAGUACUGGCCAUCCUCGCCGGGUGCGCCUGUCUGAUAUACCUGGUGUUCGAUUUCUCCACCAACAAACUUGCCGAAUCGACCUCGCGAACCCAAACCAAAGAGCUUUUCUUCGAAUUCCUACCGUCUAUGACCAUAGUAAGUCUGAACAUCGUCGUCCCUUUCACAUUCACGUUCUUGAUAAGCUUCGAAAAGUACACGCCGAUGACCGUAAUAAAAUUGUCGCUGAUACGCAUGGUAUUCCUCAAACUGUCCUCGCUCAUCGUCUUUUACAUGUCCCUUUGGCGUAAGAUAACCUGCAACAAAGUAGACGAGUCCCAGUGCGUCGCUUGCGACGAAAUCCCAGUUUGCUGGGAAACCUUCGUCGGGCAACAAAUUUUCAAGCUGCUGCUCACGGAUUUCGGUACGCAAAUUGUGAUAACGUUCGUGAUAAAUUUCGCCAGAUCUCAGCUAGCCAGGCAUUUCGACAACAAGAUCAUCAAGUUCCUUGGCGAGCAAACUUUCGACUUGCCUAAACACGCCCUAGACAUAGUCUACAUGCAGAAUUUGUGCUGGUACGGCAUAUUCUACAUGCCUAUGUUGUCUUUCAUGGCGGCCGUGAUCUUCCUCUUGAUGUUCUACGUCAAAAAGUUCGCUUGUUUAGUCAACUGCAAGCCUAGCAGCGUAAUUUACAGGGCAUCGAGAUCGAACUCUAUGUUCAUGCUCGUUUUACUCGUUGCAUACGCCUUCGCCAUAAUACCAAUCGCGUUCUUUUUCGCUGAGCUGACCCCUUCCAAGUCCUGUGGGCCCUUUAGAGACAAGGGUUCCGUUUGGGGGCUGAUCGUGGAUCUGUUCAAGCGCACUCCCGAAUGGCUGCAGAGCGUCAUCUUCUUCUUGAGCACUGCUGGAUUCGCGGUACCUUGCAUCAUAGUGCUGCUUCUUUUUCUCUACUAUUACACCGCUGUCAAUUCGGCAAACAAGCAUCUGGUGGAGGUGCUGAAGAACCAGCUGGUGCUCGAAGGGCACGACAAGCAGUUUUUGCUGGACAGGUUGAGUUUGUUCAUCAAGCAGGAUAACCAGAAGAGGGCGAGGGCCGAGCAGAACGGUGGGAGAGGAGAUGCUAACACGUGA